AUGGCCACUGGAAACCAUAAAUGCUUGAAGUACUUAGAGUUUGUAGUAAAGGAAUGUGACAAUGGAGUUCCCACCAUGUAUCCUCUUGACGAAGAACUCAUCAAGCUGUAUAUCAUCAACCAGAUACAAAGAUUAGGAUUGGCUGAGCAUUUUGGUGAAGAAAUUGACCAAACUUUAGAAACUAUUCAUAAAAGUUACAACAACCACGAAUUCACCGGAGACAACACCGAUUUUACCCCAAUAAAUUUUGCUGGUUUGUUCACAAUCAAGACAUUAUUUCCCACAAGAGUGUCAAUUAGAGAAAGCAAGAUCGUACACUAUAAGAUUGCUAAGAAAAGGCGUUUCUUCAAUAAAAAUGCCAGCGAAGAUAGUCUUGUUGCUUUCCCCAAUUUGAAAAGUUUGAUUGACCGUGAUUUGAAUGUUCCAUGGAUGGCUCGCCUAGAUCAUCUUGACCACAGGUUUUGGAUUGAAGUUAACAUGGAAGCUGAUACCUUAUGGGUUGGCAAGGCUUCUUAUUAUAGGUUGCUGCCUCUUCAAAAUGAUAAACUAAUACAACUUGCUGUGAGAAAUUAUGAGUUUCGGCAGUCAAUUUAUAGGAAGGAACUUGAAGAACUCAAAAGGUGGUCUAAGGAUUGGGGUAUAACUUCCAUGGGAUUUGGUCGCGAAAAAUCUGAUUACUGCUAUUUUUCCAUCGCUUCUGCCACUUCGUUGCCCCAUGACUCUAUCGUCCGGAUGAUUGUUGCCAAGAGUUCCACAGUUGUUACAAUUGCCGACGACUUUUUCGACACAAAAGGUUCUUUAGAAGAAUUGCAGACGUUGACGCAAGCUUUUCAAAGAUGGGAUGGGAAUGAUUUGACCAGCCACUCUAAAAAAAUAUUCGAUGUAAUCGACCACCUCGUGACUGAUAUAUCGACAAAGCUCCACCUUCGAAGCGGACAAAACGCGUUGGAAAACCUUCGCGAAAUGUGGAGGGUAACAAUUGCUUCGUGGAUGAAAGAGGCGACAUGGAGCAAAAUGGGAUAUGUUCCAUCAAUGGAUGAAUAUUUGGAAACUGGUACGAUAUCCUUCGCCAUGAACACGAUGAUUCUCCCAGGUGCUUGUUUCUUGACUCCCGGUUAUCCGAGCAACAUGCUGGAUCCCUCCAACUAUGAACACAUCACAAACUUGCUCAUGGGAGCAACGCGAUUGUUGAAUGAUGUCCAAGGCUAUCAGAAAGAAGAGGAGGAAGGAAAAAAGAACUUCGUAUUGCUAUAUUUGGAAGAAAACACAAAUGCUUCGGUUCUAGAAUCGAUUGCGUAUGUGAAAGAAAUGAUUGAUGGUAUGAAGAAAAAAAUACUCAAACAUGCCCUGUUGGAUGGAGUUGGAGGUUCACGCCAAUUGCCUAAAACAUGCAGAAUUUUCCACUUAUCAUGCCUAAGAAUUUGUCAAAUGUUUUUCAACUCUCGUAAUCUAUUCGAAUCGGUUUCGGACCUCGCUCACGAUAUAAACAUGGCAAUUUAUAUCCCACUACCUUCAAAAAUCGAUACAUCUAAAUUUGUAAUGGAAGUUAAAAGGCUGAAUUGA
Messenger RNA from Impatiens glandulifera, 1563 nucleotides. RefSeq names its product (E,E)-geranyllinalool synthase-like. The record is from RefSeq and is a predicted model, not a curated record. The transcript has 10 exons. Gene Ontology annotation, molecular function: magnesium ion binding; terpene synthase activity. Lineage: Eukaryota; Viridiplantae; Streptophyta; Magnoliopsida; Ericales; Balsaminaceae. Gene Ontology annotation, biological process: diterpenoid biosynthetic process. Bases 1 to 1563 code for a protein of 520 amino acids.